This is a messenger RNA of Sclerotinia trifoliorum, 2434 nucleotides long. The record is from the annotation of a GenBank genome assembly. Lineage: Eukaryota; Fungi; Ascomycota; Leotiomycetes; Helotiales; Sclerotiniaceae.
AGCCCCCAGAACUAAAAACUGGAAUCACAUCUACACACCUACACACGGGAGGGAGGAAACCCAAAAAAUAAGAACACCAACAUAGCGUUAGCCAGCUCCUACUAGCUACAUCAAUACGAUUAAGCACAACGCCAGAUCUACUCACCCAGAUCAACGAAAUCAACUUUGUUCCUUGCUUGACCUUAGUUUAUUUUAGUUCACUUUAACAGUGUCAACAUCAUUGGUGCCCAGGUAUUUUCAUGGUGACGAUCUCCUUUUGAAUUUAUUUUCAUUUCAUGGUUUACCGGGAAUCUUGUAUUUCUUAUCAUAUCAUCUCAUUCUCAUCUCUCUCUCAUCUCAUAUCAAAUUUCCAUCUUUUCCACACGAUAAAGCAUAUCGUUAUUGCCGCCGAAGUUCCUACCAAUUAAGUGCGCUUCGACAGAGUCAGUAUGGUUUCCCUAUGGGGUUCCAAGAAGGAUGGCGAUCAUGAUUCUGCUCCAGGAAGUGUGCAUUCUCGUGCCCAUUCUCAAAAUGGAGAUUCACAUGAACAUGUAGCUUCUCAUCAAUCGCCCCCUCAACCCCGUUACCUCCAUGAGGCUGACGAACGUACUCGUCUACUUCCACCCAGUCGUGAUGGUUUCUUGAGUCCCGAUGAUCCGGCUGUAAGCUCUUCCCCCUUCCAAUCAAAUCCGCCACAUAACCUGCGAUCGUUUCGCUCGGUGAAUUUAUCCUGACCUUAAGCUGAUAAUAUACGCACAUAGGUGUCUCCAUAUAACUUAUGGAGUGUACGAUUCCUACGAUACUUCACAGUUUUGUUCACCAUUAUCACUUUCCUUUGGUGGGUGCUACUACUGGUGUCGAUAUUCGUUUCCCCACCAGGAAUGCACUCAAGAGGCUCCGGCUUCUUCGAUUUCUCCUAUACUACCUUGACACUCGGAUUGUUACUCAUUGUACUUCUAUUCUUCUCGACCCCAUCCAAGGCGGCACAAGUAACAUGUCUCGUCAUUGCCGUGAUUCUACUAGUUGAUGCGAUAAUGAUUGCCGCUGUCCCACGUCUCCGUGUUGAGGAAGGAUGGGUUGGUAUUGCUAGUGUUCUUUGGGCUCUGCUCAUGUCCACAUGGACGAUUGUCACGGAUCGAGUCGUAGCAGCUGGCAAAGUGGAAGAGGAGGAGCGCUUGACUGGGCGCGCAGAGACUCGCCGUACACUCAGAGAAUGGUGUUCUGUCUUGACAUCUACAAUCAUUCUAAUAAUACUAGGACUCGUCACUAUUCUCCUAACUGCCACAUUGAUUUUGAGAGCUCGCGACGCUUCACUUGCGCCACCAGGGGAACGAUACUACGUCGAUGGUGACAAAUUCCAAAUCCAUGUCUUUUGCGAAGGCAACCUCACAGAUGCAAAGGGCAACAAGAAUCCAACAGUGCUAUUCGAAGCCGGUGAAGGACCCUUUGAACAUAGCAUGAUGCGGAUCGCAACAAAUGCUUACUCCAAUGGAAGCAUCAGCCGAUACUGUUAUUCUGAUCGACCUGGCAUUGCAUGGUCCGAUAAUGCGCCAUCUCCAUUCUCAGCUGGCAUGGCAGCGGACGUGCUCUCGGAAGCUCUAGCUCGUGCAGGUGAAGAAGGUCCUUGGAUUCUUGCUAGUGCAGGAGUGGGCAGUAUCUAUAGCCGUAUAUUUGCCUCCCGGCACGGUCGUGAAGUCGCAGGUCUUUUACUCAUCGAUCCCCUCCAUGAAGAUCUUCUCUAUCGUCUCGGAUCACCACAAAGAGGGUUUUUCCUCUGGGGUCGAGGUGUGCUCUCACCCCUCGGUUUAGAUCGUACAUUUGGCGCCAUUUUUAGCGGUCGCACACGAGAAGAUCGAGUAUUCGGACGUUCAGCUUACCAGGGUGGAAAAUACCUCAAAGCCAAACUCCAAGAAUCCCUCGUCGCUAAUUCUUUGACGAAGAACGAGAUUAGUAGCGCGAGAAACAUACAAUACGAUACUACGCCGCUUGUAGUGGUUAGCUCCGGUAUCGAGGUCAGAAGGAGUGACGAGUGGAAGAGGAAACAAGAAGAUCUUACUCAUUUGACGAAUAAUCUGAUUAGUUGGGAUGUGGUCAACAAGGCUCCUUCGGAGGUUUGGAGGACGCUCGAGGGACGAAAUGUUAUUGAAAAGAGGUUGAAAAAAUUGGUCAAAGAAGCUGCAGACUUUGACUUAAUGGAAGACACAAACUGAUGAUGAAUGUGAGGAUGCGUGAGCAAUGAGGAUUAUAAGGAUAAUACUUGUGAGAGCAUACGAGCGUGGACACGAAAAUGGGCUUGAUUGUGAACGUUUUUCUCGGUUGGCUCUUGAUGGUUGGUUGGUACAUUUGCAUUUCUAGUUUGGUGCUGGUUGGCCGGGUCGGAAGGAUCUUUCAUAUCAUUUUACGAUUGGUUUAGUUUACUUGUUUUAACUAGGUACUUAAUGUAUACCAUUCAUUU